AUUGCUAAAUAUGCAUGUAAUAUUUCGUCUUGCUUAGUGAAAAAAAGAAAAAAAAACCUAUAUAAACAAGUCAUUUGUGUCGCAUUUUUACAUAACAAACAAAAACUUCCAAUCACUUCCUCAACCAUCCUUUCCCCUUUCCCUUCUUUUUAUCUAUCCUUGAUAAUUACUUUCUUUAAACAAUGAAAAAACCUUCAUUCUCCUAUUUCCCAAUUGUGGUGGCUGGUGUUUGCUUAGCAGUCUUUGUUAUGACAGCCGAUGCGAUUAACAUUAUCCAUCCCAAAUACAACAAAGGAAGCAGUGACAUUAUCCCCGGUCGCUACAUCGUUAGUUUCACUAGCAAGAGUAAGUCUGCUGGCUCUAUUUUCACUCAAUCUCUUCAAGAAGGAAUCGAAUCUGAUUUAAAGGUCAAUCAAAGAUAUUCUCACGAGCUUUUCAACGGUCUCUCAAUUAAGCUUGAUACAACUGAUGAUGCUAUCCAUACAUCUUCUUUACAAACCAUCCUCGAUAGAUCUGACGUUAAAUCUGUCACUCCUGUUAGACUCAUCAAUCGUCCCGAGAUUAUUGUCGAAAAGAUCAAGAAAGGAAAGAAGGCUUCUACUCCAUCUGUCUUGCCUCAUGCUAUGACUCAGGUUGACAGAGUUCAUAGCGAGCUUAAAAACAAGGGUAAAGGUGUCCUUGUGGCCGUUUUAGACACAGGUAUCGACUAUUUGCAUCCUGCUUUAGGUGGUGGCUUUGGUAAAGGUUUUAAAGUGAGCAAUGGUUAUGAUUUGGUCGGUGAUGCAUACACUGGCUCAAAUAAUCCUGUUCCCGACAGCGAUCCUCUUGAUAAAUGUGGUGUUGCAUCUGGUGCAUCUGGUCACGGUACUCAUGUUUCCGGUAUUAUUGCUGGUUAUGAAGCCUCUACUAACUUUACUGGUGUUGCACCUGAAGCUAACCUUGCCAUGUUCAGAGUGUUUGGAUGUACAGGUCAGGUCUCCAAUGAUGUGGUUAUUAAGGCUCUCUUGAUGGCUUAUGAUGCCGGAGCUGAUGUUGUCAAUCUCAGUUUGGGCGCCACAAAUGCAUGGGGUACAACCAGUGAUACUGAGUCUGAUAUUGUGAACAAACUUGUUGAAAAGGGAGUUAGUGUUGUUAUUUCUGCUGGUAAUUCUGGUGCCCAAGGUAUCUAUACCGUUGGUCAACCCGGUACUUCCAAAAAUGCAUUCACUGUUGCCUCCGUCGAGAACCAAUACUACACUGCCAAAGAGCUUACAGCUUCUGGUAUUGAUCACGGAAUUUUGUAUAGUCCCAGUGGUGUUGAUACAAUUGUUGAUAAUGAUGUUGCCAUUUCAGAUAAGACCCCCGGUACUGCUGCUGACUCUUGUACUGCUGCUCAAAUCUCUCCUGAUGUCAAGGGUAAGAUUGCUCUUAUUCAAAGAGGUUCAUGUAACUUUUCCGAUAAAGUAAACAAUGCCGCUAGUGCUGGUGCUGUAGGUGCUAUCAUUUAUAACAAUGUUGAUGGCUCUUUAUCUGCAUCUGUACCUGGUGUGACCAUUCCCGUUGUUUCUAUUACAAAUGCUGACGGUAAAGAACUUGUUGCUGCCAUUCUCAAGGGAUCUGUUAAAAUUACUUUCAACCAUGCUGGUGCCAUUCAUCCUGUUACUGAUGGUGGAUCAAUCUCCAGUUUCUCCAGUAAUGGUGCGGAAUCUGAACUUAAUUUCAAGCCUAAUAUUGCAGGUAUCGGUGGUAAUGUAUACUCUACUCUUCCUCGUUACCUCGAUAGCUGGGGUAUUAUGUCUGGUACUUCAAUGGCUGCUCCUUAUGUUGCUGGAUCUGUUGCCUUGUAUGUUCAUUCAGAAGGUUCCAAGAAGAGACAAUCAAUUUCUUUUGUAAACGAGCAAUUCCAAAACUACGCCCUUCCCACAAAGGUUUAUAACACUUCUACUAUUGACUCUCCUAUCCGUCAAGGUGCUGGUCUUGUUCAAGUUUACGAUGCUAUCACUCAAAAGACACACGUUACUCCCGCCCAAAUUACUUUCAAGGAUUCUUCUGAUAGCAAAUCCAAGACCCAAUCUAUCACCAUCACCAACCGUGGUUCCAAGACCAUCUCCUACGAAGUGAAGAACGACAUCUCCACCGCUAUUUCACCUUAUGAUGUCAAAGCUUCUGGUUAUGCCCCUCUUGAACCUGCCGAUAACUACUCUGCUGCUGCCAAGUUGCGUUUCUCCACUAAAGCAUUCAAGCUUGCUCCUGGAAAAUCCAAGAAGAUUACUUUCACUGUCACUCCUCCUAAGACUAACCCUAAAGAUCACAUCUUCUAUGGUGGCUUUAUUCAUGUUGUUUCCAAGCAAAAGUCCAACGGUAAAGACAUCAAGGUUCCUUACUUUGGUGUUGUCGGCUCUCAAAAGACUCUCCCCGUUUUUGACACUGGCUUCCCCACCAUUAUUGAUCGCCAAAGCAACGAAUACGGACCCAAAGAUACUUUUACCUUUGACCGUGCUGUCAAGAACUCUAGCCCAAUUGCUGUUAUUCGAUUAUUAACACCUUCCAAGACAAUUAAAGCCGAACUUUUAGAUGCCAAGACUAAGAAGGUUGUCGGUCUUUUCUUGACCGGUUUAGAUUACAACGGUCGUAACUUCCUCACCGGUGAUACCAGAUACGAUCAAUAUUCUUGGGACGGAACUUAUAUUCCUGCUUCUAUCCCUGAUGCUCCAUUCCCUAUUCCCGCUCCUGCCGGUACUUACUUGUGGCGUUUAAGCGCCCUUAAGUUGCUCGGUAAUCCUAAGACCAAGAAAGACUGGGAAACUUAUACUUCCGGUCCUAUUGUUCUCAAGAACUAAAAUACUAUUAAUGUUUAAUAAUUCCCUCUUUUUUUUCCUUAUAAAAAUUAAAGAUGUACAAGUAUAAUAAUAUUAAUAAAAUUCCUCAUCGUUUUAAAACGUC
This is a messenger RNA of Mucor mucedo, 2922 nucleotides long. Its product is annotated as peptidase S8/S53 domain-containing protein. Bases 183 to 2819 code for a protein of 878 amino acids. Gene Ontology annotation, cellular component: cytosol; membrane; cell wall. NCBI's taxonomy places the organism in Eukaryota, Fungi, Mucoromycota, Mucoromycetes, Mucorales, Mucoraceae. Gene Ontology annotation, biological process: proteolysis. Gene Ontology annotation, molecular function: tripeptidyl-peptidase activity; serine-type endopeptidase activity. The record is from RefSeq and is a predicted model, not a curated record. The transcript has 4 exons.